UGAGUUAACCUCGAAGGAAAGUGAUAUGGAGUUAAAGUUGAUUUUGGAAAUGUAUAGACGUGAAUUUACUGAUUCAAGGGAUGUCAUGGAAGCUACAGACUCAGAAUAUAAGGCUUGGGCCCAUGUUCAAACUUUGAAAUCCUCUCUUGAUGAGCGCAACUUGGAAUUGCGAGUCAAGACUGCAAAUGAAGCUGAGGCCAUAUCCAAGCAAAGGCUUGCCGCAGCAGAAGCUGAGAUUGCUGAGCUGAGGCAAAAAUUAGAAUCUUCCAAAAGGUUUGAUUUACAUUGA
Molecule: messenger RNA, 289 nt
Organism: Juglans microcarpa x Juglans regia
Lineage: Eukaryota; Viridiplantae; Streptophyta; Magnoliopsida; Fagales; Juglandaceae
Product: E3 ubiquitin-protein ligase BRE1-like 1
Exons: 2
Coding region: 26-289 (87 amino acids)
Cellular component (GO): HULC complex; nucleus
Molecular function (GO): ubiquitin protein ligase activity
Source: RefSeq, a predicted model, not a curated record